AUCCGUCGUGACUCGGCCUGUAUAAGUACAAAGGAAGCCGAGCUCUGCUCUUCAUCCACACCUGGGAACGUCGCGCUUGUCUUCGACUAAUCUUCAACCAUGAUUGUGGCAAUCUGUUUCGCGUCUCUGAUGGCUGUAUGCUAUGGUCAACACGCUGGGCUAUCGUCCAGCUCGGCAGAAGGCGCUUCGACGUUCGGUACUGGAUCACCGGGCGAAUUCGGAAGCCUGGGUUCAACUGGCAUGGGUCAGAGUGGCAUGGGUAGCAUGGGACAGAGAAGCAUGAGUGGCAUGGGUGGUAUGUCCCAGUUCAGGACACUAUCACGUCCCAGAUCCAGACCGAGCUCCUCGUUCCAAGAUAUGAUGAUGCCUUUUGCCCUAAUGGGAGGUGGCGGCGACCGGAUGAUGCGCAUAAUGAUGUUUCAAAUGAUGAAGAGCGGAGCGUUGAGCAAGAUGGGUCCCAUGGGCCAAAUGCUGCCGCUGAUGAUGAUGCGUGGCGGCGGCAACGACGCCAUGAUGAGAAUGAUGAUGUUAUCCUCCAUGAUGCAGAACAAGUCCAUGAACCCGAUGAUGAAGAUGAUGAUGAUGACGAUGAUGAACGGCGGCGGCGGCGGAGAGAUGAGCAAGAUGAUGCCCAUGCUCAUGAUGAUGGGGGGUCGGCAGGGUGGCGGAUCGGGCCAGAUCCCAAUGUCGGCGUUGGCUAUGAUGAUGCAGAGUAACGCUAUGGAAGGACAAGGCGGUGGUGGUACAGGAGGAGGAGCCGGACAGACGGGAAUGGCAGAUUUAACCGCCAUGGCUAACGCACUGUCACAACGAGGUGGAAUGGGGACACAGCCAGCAGGUAGUGGAAUGGGCUCAUUCGGCCAACAGACAGGAGGUCCAUUAGACACUAUGCCUGGAGGAGGUUCAUUCGGCAUGGGCAGCGGAACAAGUGCAUUCGGCCAGCCUAGCACCACUGGUUUUGGUCAGCGAAGCUACAAUCCGUUCAGCCAGAUGCAGCCUCAGCAGCGGCAGUCGAGCGGCAUGGGCUCUAUGUGGCCACUACUGGGAAUGAUGGGCGGCGGAGACAGGAUGAGGAGACUGAUGAUGUUCCAGAUGAUGAGGGGCGGGGGAAUGGCCAAGAUGGGCAUGAUGGGCAAACUCCUUCCCCUGAUGAUGAUGCGCGGAGGAGGCAGCGACAGCAUGAUGAGGAUGAUGAUGUUUUCCAUGAUGGGCCAGAAGAACAUGUCGCCAAUGGCACGCAUGAUGAUGAUGUCAAUGAUGGGCGGUGGUGAGAUGCAGCAGAUGCUUCCUCUGGCUAUGAUGAUGGGACAGGGAGGACAGGGCGGUGCAGGGGGUGGCGCCGGCGGAUUUAACCCAAUGUUGUUUGCUUUAAUGCAGGGUAACAUGUGAGGUCUCCCAUAAAUGAUUGUACAAAGAAACUGUCUUGUCCAAAUGUGUUGUCUGUUCGCCAUCAUACACAGAUUCGUCUCGACUGCUCUGCAACCAGAGGUGUUUAUAGAUCCAUCACAGUCUAUGACACGCCCUUGGCUGGGUGUUGGUGUGGUGCACAUCAUGUGGUAAAAUACUGUGUGACUGAACAAACUAUUUUCUAUAUAAAUCUCUAGUAAUUAUA
Molecule: messenger RNA, 1612 nt
Organism: Gigantopelta aegis
Lineage: Eukaryota; Metazoa; Mollusca; Gastropoda; Neomphalida; Peltospiridae
Product: heavy metal-associated isoprenylated plant protein 34-like
Exons: 5
Coding region: 100-1389 (429 amino acids)
Source: RefSeq, a predicted model, not a curated record